UUAUUUCCCCGAAAUAAAAUUUCCUUUAUCCUUUCCGGCCAGCGCCGGCCACAGGCCACAGCUCCUCCCACCGUCACCAUGGCCGCCACCGCCACCGCCACGUCCCUAGGCCUCGCACUCCACCGCCGAGACCACGACCCUAGAUCCAACCGCCGCCCCGUCCCGUCCUCGUCCCUGGCCUCUACCUCCGCCUUCCGCAGCCGCAGGGCCAAGUGCAGCUGCAGGGUUGUGCCGCCACCGUCCGCCGCCGCCGGUGAUCUGGAAGGAAAUGAAGUAUUGGCAGAAGGACAUACGCUGAAGCAGUCACUUAGCAACGAAAUGCUGCCUUCAUCAAGCACAAAAGCUACUUCCUCCAUGGCUGACCACGUUUCUCUUAGCAGUCUCCACCACCACCCCAACAGCCAAUCUUCCUGUUUCGCUACCUCAAAACCAAACCAUGACAACACCCAUAAAUACAACCAGUCCCCCCAAAUUCCUAGACGAUCUCUCGUCAUGCUCCCUGCCUCCUCUCUUCUCCUCUCCGCUUCCUCCUCCUUUGCCAUAGACGAUACAAAGGCUCCAUCCCCCUCCACAAUUGACACCACCAUCACCGACCGCAUAUUCAUGGACUUUAGCAUCUGUCCAAGCUUCUUUAGCAAUGACCGCACGUUAGGAGCUGAACUUGCUUCAUGCCCUGAUUCUGAGCCUCUUGGACGUGUAGUCUUUGGUCUCUAUGGUCGGCUACUCCCGAUCACUACUACCAACUUCAAAACUACCUGCACUGCUUCAGCAUAUCGAGGCACACUUGUCCACAAGGUGCUUCAAGGUCAGUUCUUUGCUGCUGGCCGACAAGGUUCUCGGCGUGAUAAGGGUGUGGUCCAACCUCCCUCGAAGCUUGUGAGAAAUGUUGAGACAGUUGAUCCUAAAGCGUAUCAACUAAGACAUGCAAGGCCUGGCACCCUAUCCUUGUGUCUUGAGCAGAAUGACGAUGACGAUAGCAUCAAGCUCAGUCCCAAUUAUCACAAUGUUGAAUUCCUGGUGACCACAGGGCCAGGGCCCUGUCCAGAUCUUGAUGGCCAGAACAUUGUCUUUGGAACUGUAUUAGAAGGAAUGGACGUUAUCACCAGCAUUGCAACCAUCCCUACCUAUAAACCAGGUGAAAGGAUCCAAUUAUUCAACGAUUUUGCACAACUGAUUGGUGAUGAAAGAGCUCAAUCUGCUAGAGCCAUGUGGGAUCGCCCACAGAAAACCGUGUAUAUCAGCGGUUGCGGGGAGCUGAAAGUGACCAAGCCAUCUCUUUCCCCUCCUAGCUUGCCAUGAUAAGUACUGUAUAUAUGCCUUUCUUUUUGUGUAAUUACUGAUUACACCAUACAGCUGUGUGUGUGUGUGUGUACAUAUAUAUCAGAUAUGACUUCCAUUAACAAUGACCUGUGGGUUCUUCAGCGCAAAAAUUUGUGGGAACAACCCCCAAUUGUUUCGGGUAAA
This is a messenger RNA of Hordeum vulgare subsp. vulgare (domesticated barley), 1464 nucleotides long. Its product is annotated as peptidyl-prolyl cis-trans isomerase CYP28, chloroplastic. Gene Ontology annotation, cellular component: chloroplast. The transcript has 3 exons. Gene Ontology annotation, biological process: protein peptidyl-prolyl isomerization. Bases 79 to 1299 code for a protein of 406 amino acids. Gene Ontology annotation, molecular function: peptidyl-prolyl cis-trans isomerase activity. Lineage: Eukaryota; Viridiplantae; Streptophyta; Magnoliopsida; Poales; Poaceae. The record is from RefSeq and is a predicted model, not a curated record.